Molecule: messenger RNA, 4788 nt
Organism: Lineus longissimus
Lineage: Eukaryota; Metazoa; Nemertea; Pilidiophora; Heteronemertea; Lineidae
Exons: 8
Coding region: 167-4495 (1442 amino acids)
Biological process (GO): regulation of transcription by RNA polymerase II
Molecular function (GO): RNA polymerase II cis-regulatory region sequence-specific DNA binding; DNA-binding transcription factor activity
Source: RefSeq, a predicted model, not a curated record
GCGUCGCCAUCUUUUCAACGAAUAUUUGUGUCUGCCGAUUUAUUCCGGUUCUUAAAAACCAAAUUGUUCCCAUUUUAAACACGAUUUCUAGUUCUUGAAAAUGAGGCCUUAGCCUAGGCCUUUGAAGAUAAACAACCUUGCCAUCAUCAGCGAUAUCAGCAAAAAAAUGGCUGAGCAACACCAACACAUGCAACAGCAGCAUCACCAGCAGGGUCAGCAUAUCACUGCCCAGAUCCUCAAUGUCCAGGGUGGUGUUGCAACAUUGGAUGACUCUACCCCGAUACAGAUCAUGAUGCCCACUGGUGUAGUAAAUGUGAUGGAGGAGCAGCAGCAGGUUCCUCAACAUGUCCAGGAAAUGCAGGAGGUCGUCCAAGAGGCUGUUGAAGGUACACAUGGCCCAUUGGAAGACCCAAAGCUUGCUAACAAGAAGGAGUUGAGCAAGCAGUGGAAAAGUCUUUGCAAAAGAGCAAAACAGUGGUGCAGCAUGCAUGAUGAUAGCGUCCCAAACUUUGUGAUGAUGUAUUUGGAUGAGAACCGUUUAGUUUGGGAGGGCCCUGACCAUAUGGAAUCAUUCAUCAGCGAUGAAGGUGUGAUCAGUGCUUUCCUCAGGACAGCUGCCCUGUCUGAAAGUCUCAUUGGCAUGGAGAAAAGGGGUGCUGAUGAGGUUCAAGAACCUGCACAGAGACCUGCCAAGAAGCAGAAGAAGGCGGCAGAGCCUGCAAGUGCUUCUAAAAAAAGUAUGACUGAUGAAGAAGUCAUAGCCUCGAUCCUUGAAAAGCCUGAAGCAGAAAGUCGAGAUUCUACCCAAGAUAUGGGAGCCGGUGGUGAUGAGAAUGACUCCGAUGGUGGCGCUGGUGGCCAAGCCGUUGAAGGAGACCAGCCAAGCCAGUCAACAUCUGAAGGGCCAUCCCAGGGUGGUGAGGGUGAUGUGCUCUCACAGGUGAUAGAGAGCGUGAUCAAAGAGUGGGCGCCAGGUCAAGGACCGCCCCCUCGUACUUCUCCAGGGGAGGAAGAAGGAGAUGGAAAUGUGCCUGAUGAAGCCUUUGGAACUGUGAAGAGCGAGAUCAUCGAGGUUCCUGAUCAGAAGCCUUCUGUCAGUCUCAUCCGUGGCUCUGCAAUGUCAAAAGUGGGAAAAGCUACUGCAUCUGAAUUGGCUUCGAAACGUGGCACAUCCACCGAAGGUGUUGUUGCGCUGGCGGUUGGUGAGGAGAACCUCGACGAUACGGGUGUCAAGCCAGAAUUUCUUUGCGCAUGUGGACUUGUCCUGCCAAGUAAAAAGUUGUUCCGGCAACAUUGUCUGACAACUCACAAAGGUCCAAGAGCAUUCCAGUGUCAGAUAUGUGAGAAGAUCUUUGCAACUGGCCAGAGGCUGAAGGGACACAUGUUGGUACACACGGAUGGUACUCACAAGGUUGCUGCUAUUCCUGCUGGCCCAACACUUUUUAAUUGUCCUGAAUGUCCAAUGAAGUUUAGUCUGAGAUUAGCGCUAAAAUACCACAUGAACAAAAAACAUGGCAAACCUUUAAGAGAUAAAAGUACCCAGGAAGAACACAUGUACAGCAGUCUGAGUGAAAACGUCACUUGUCGAAAAUGUUCAACCGCUUUCAAAACUAGGGGUGAAUUGAAAGAUCACAUGAAAACCCACAAACCAGAGAAAAAAUAUGCCUGUGACCACUGUGGGAAAAAGUUUGGCUACAGGUCAACAUUGAGAAAGCAUUUGGCUACACACCGCAAUACGGGUGCUGGGGAUUCUGAUGGGGAGAACUUGGGUGGUGGGGACGUGGAAGGUGGUGAAAAAAGUGCUUCAAGGCGGCCUUGCGUCUGUGAACAGUGUGGCAAAACACUGAGUUCAAGACGGUCACUCAAGAUGCACAAGUUGUGGGUGCAUCAGGGUGUCAAACCUUUCCCUUGUCCUCACUGCCCACGGCAAUACUGCCAGCGUCGCGAUUUAGAUCAUCACAUCAACAUCAAUCAUGGCAGUGCCAAGUUGCUGAAGAUUGAAGUGAAUCGUGACGGGCGGCGUGUCGUGUUGGGUCGUGGGAAACAUGCGUGUGAAAUUUGCCAACGUGAAUUCAGUAGCAAGCGGCCGCUUCAGGUCCAUAUGAGAAUUCAUACGGGAGAAAAACCAUUUUCUUGUGAAACUUGUCAUCGACCUUUUGCACGCAAGUCUGAUUUAGUGAAACAUGGUCGUCUUCAUACUGGAGAGAAGCCUUAUGAGUGUCCAGUUUGCCACAAACGGUUCAGGGCAAUCAGUAACAUGAAGCUGCAUGCGAGAAAAAAUUGUAGAUAUGAGGCAUUUGGUCCUCUGCCUCCAAGUGCUAUAUCUCCUGUCAAAACUGUCUAUGAAAAGGGCAACUACAGUGUAGUUGAUGUGAGUGAAGCUGCAGUGGAAGAGGUGUACACUCAGUUUGAUCAUCAGAUUGGUAGUAAGGAUGUUGAGCAGAUUGAAGUCUGUUACGAGACUGAUGGAGGCGUGAUAAGUGAAGGUCAUGUACUCCAACCCAUUGAUGGGGUUCCUGCCGGUAGUUACCAGGUCAUCAUUCCAACUGAUUCGGAUUCUGGUGGUCUUACCACAAUUGAGUUGCAAGAUAUCAGUCAGGCUGUAGCAUCGGCUGCAGAAUAUACUGAUCAAGGCAGACAGCUGGUCUACGUUUCCAAAAGCCUUUUGCAUGACAUUCCAUCUACCAGUGCAGUUGGUGCAGUGCCUGAACCGUCAACGAGUGAAAUCCACAUGGCUGCUGAUACCAUUGCAAAGAUUGAGGCUAUUCACAAUGCCCAGUUAAAUCGAGAGUACCAGACGUGUGAAGACAAGGAUGGCACCACCGAUGUGUACUUGCUGGCCUUGGAUGAAGGAAACCGACUACCAAAGGGUCAGCUGGUAAAGACGACACUGGGAAAGUCGGAUCUGAAGUCGAAAAGGGAGGCACAGUCUGAUGUCCUCACGAUUGUCCGCUCUCAGGACAUAUAUGUUUACAAAACUGUGGAACAUAAGGAACCUAGUUUUUCCUUGAAUAAAAAGAAGAGGAAGGGAGUUCCACGGCGUUUGCGUAAAUCUUUAUUACCAGCAAAGAAUAAUCGGGCUUACCACUGUAACCUGUGCAGCAAAACGUUCAAAACAUCGCAGAAAUUAACACUCCACUUGCGCCGACAUGCUGGUGAAAAACCUUAUCAAUGUGACCAGUGUGAUAAAAAAUUCUACAUGCGGUACAUGUUGCGCACCCAUGAAAAACUCACUCAUGAAGGACAGAGGCCAUUUGAAUGUGAACACUGUUCAGCUAAGUUUACUCAGAAACGCCACCUGAUAAUGCAUACUAAUAUUUACCAUAAUAAUAUUGUCAGGGAAAUGACUGUAAACCCUGAAGGUCGAUUGGUGCUGGCAAAAGAAAGAAACCAUAUCUGCGAGGCGUGCAAUCGUCCUUUUCUAAGCAAUUCUGAUCUUGCUCGGCAUUUGAGAAUCCACACCGGUGAAAAGCCAUUCAGUUGUGGAAGCUGUCAAAAAGGUUUUGCGAGAAAGUCUGACCUGACAAAGCAUUUGCGUAUUCAUACUGGGGAGAAACCAUAUGCCUGUUCUUAUUGUGGUCAAAGAUUUCGUGAACUGUCAAACAUGAAGUCCCAUGCUCGCACACACACUAAAGAACAAUGGACUUGUCAGAUCUGUGGAAAAGUUUUCCCAAGUUCCAAGUCCUUGAGAACACACAACUUGACUCACGCCCAGGGUGAAGCUGCUGUUGAAACAACCACUGCCCAAGAAGGUGCUCAGGAGCACAAUGAACAGCUCAUCGUGACCAGCUAUGAAGGCCUUCCUCAAGUUCCUGUUGCUAUAGUACCGACAAAGGCCUCCUUUCGAAGCCCAGUUAUGCUAAUCCCAACUCAACCAAGGGGUAUCAAAUUGUCAAUGACUUCAAAGCCAGACCAAACUGAUCCUAUUCCCCAUACCGAGUCUUCGAGAAAACGUGUGAAAAAGCUUGAAUCAGUGCCACAGCAGCAGCAACUGCAGCAACAACAACCCCAGAUUGUCCAUGUUCAAACACUGACCCCGCAACAGCAGCAGCAGCAGCAGCAACCCCUGCCACAAACGUCUCAUCACCAAGAGCACACCACCUUGCCGCAGCAGACAGUGGCCAGUCAUGUGUCCAGACCAUAUGAUGAAGAAGAAUUUAACCCGGCUGCUGUACUACAAUCUUUACAAAUCGGACCCCAGGUGCACAUCUCUACAACCCCACAGUCCAUGGGUGGACCAGUAUCAUAUGCCCAAGUGUAUCCUGCCCCUGGUGUACCAGUGUUCAGAAAUAUGUACUCUCAGCCUAUGACUAGUUACAUGACAUUCCAGAGUUCUCAUGACCAUGGGCAUGUGCAACACCCGGGUCCUCACAGUCAACACACUGUACAGCAUUCUGUUCCCCAUCCUGGUCAGGGACUCACUGGCCAAACUGAUGAGGAACAACAGCUCAUGAUGCAUCAGCAGCAUGAUCUGCAAAGUUUGUUGAGAAAGUAAAUUGUGGAACUGGAAUACCUGUUUGAGAAACAUUUACAUUUUCCCAUCAAAAGAACAGCUUAUCUUUCGUAAGGCAAAAUGAAUUGGCCAAAAUAGUUCUCCUCUCAGCUUGUAUAUUGUAUGCCAGGUUUUACCAUGUAGUGUAUAACUGGUUGCCAUAAUGCUAGAUUCAUGAUUUUAUCUCUAGUGGUUUUAAAAAACCAACUGACUAUACAGUAAUACAAUCAUAUGUAAUGCAAAAUUUCAUCUUGUGCAUGGCCUCCUAGUGUGGUAGGGAGCAUUUUGAAGGAUUA